Talpa occidentalis (Iberian mole) is the source of this 2631-nucleotide messenger RNA. RefSeq names its product class I histocompatibility antigen, Gogo-OKO alpha chain-like. The record is from RefSeq and is a predicted model, not a curated record. The transcript is spliced from 8 exons. Gene Ontology annotation, cellular component: external side of plasma membrane. Bases 1 to 975 code for a protein of 324 amino acids. Gene Ontology annotation, molecular function: signaling receptor binding; peptide antigen binding. Gene Ontology annotation, biological process: antigen processing and presentation of endogenous peptide antigen via MHC class I via ER pathway, TAP-independent; immune response; positive regulation of T cell mediated cytotoxicity. Lineage: Eukaryota; Metazoa; Chordata; Mammalia; Eulipotyphla; Talpidae.
AUGGCCACGCCGGAGGAGAGCACGGAAAGCCAGCCCGGGUGGAGGCGCGUCCUGGGGGAUGGGGGGCGCAGCCCUCCUGCUGCUGCUCGCGGGGGCCGCGGCCCCGAGGGAGACCCGGGCGGGCCCCCACUCCGUGAGGUUUUUCUCCACCGCGAUGACCCGGCCCGGCCUCGGGGAGCCCCGCUUCAUCUUCGUGGGCUACGUGGACGACACGCAGUUCAACCGCUUCGACAGCGACUCUAUGGGCCAGAGUGCGGAGCCUCGGGCGCCCUGGGCAGGGCAGGUGGAGCAGGAGGAGCAGGACGGGAGGACGCGGAUCCUAAGGGAGCGCACACUGAGAACCUGCGCUCCUGGACCACUGCGGACACGGCCGCUCAGAUCACCCGGCGCGAGUGGGAGGCCCGGGGUGAGGCAGAGAAAUUCAGGAACUAUGCGGAGGGCAGGUGCUUGAGGUGGCUGCGCACAUGCCUGGAGUACGGGAAGGAGACUCUGCAGCGCACGGAUCCCCCAAGGACACAUGUGACUCACCACCCCACCUCUGAGGAUGAGGUCACCCUGAGGUGCUGGGCCCUGGGCUUCUACCCAGCGGACAUCACCCUGACCUGGCAGCGAGAUGGGGAGGACCUGACCCAGGAGAUGGAGCUGGUGGAGACCAGGCCUGGGGGAGAUGGAACCUUCCAGAAGUGGGCGGCUGUGGUGGUGCCUUCUGGAGAGGAGCAGAGAUACACGUGCCACGUGCAGCAUGAGGGACUGCUGGAGCCCCAAGUCCUGAGAUGGGUGCCCCUUCCUCAGUCCUCCAUCCCCACCGCGGGCAUCAUUGCUGGCCUGGUUCUCCUUGGAGCUGUGCUCACUGGAGCUGCGGUGGCUGCAGCUGUGAUGUGGAGGAGGAAGCACUCAGGGAGACAAGGAGGAAGUUACACUCAGGCUCUAGGCAACAACAGUGCCCAGGGCUCUGAUGUGUCUCUCAGCCCCUAAAGCAUCUUUUAAAAUGAAUGUGAUGAGGGCCCUCCACGGUGGCACAGUGGGUUGAACGUAGUGCUGUGAAGCUGUCCGCAGCCUCCGCAGUGCAGGUUCGAUUCCCGGCCAGCCAGGAAGACUCCCACUUGGCGGGGCAGACAUCUCCUCUCUCGCCCGCUGCUUCCCUCAGCAGUGCUUUCAGUCCGUCUGUCUGUUCUGCUCCCCACUCUGGUGAAUCCUGAUUCACCAGAUCUGGUGAAUCAGGUCUCUGGUGAACCCUUUCACUCUCCCGCGACUUGGGCCUGUACCCCAGCUCUUAUAUAAAUAAAAAAAUUUAAAAAAAUGAAUGUAAUGAGGCUUCUGUUGUUCACACCCUUGACAGCACCUGAUAUUGUGCAGAGUUUGCAUUUUCAGUCUCUCCUAGGUGUGAUGGUGUCACUGUUCUUAACUGUGAUAGUGAGCAUUUGUUCAUAUUUUCACUUUUCUAUGACUACAGUUGCCAUUAUUAUAGAAGUUUUGUACAUUUUUACAGAUGAGGUGCCAUUCAUUUAUUACACUAUUUUUGUCCUUAUUAAAAUUGGGUUAUUUCUUUCUGAUCAUUGAGUUUUCGGCAUUAUUUGUAGAUACAGUCCUUUGUCAGAUUCGUGAUUUGCAAAUGUUUCCCCCCAACUCUGUGAACUGAACUCCUUUACUGAUGGGAAAACGAACACUAUUGCCCAGACAGGAGCAUGGAGAUACAUAUAUUUGGAAGAGAAAAGAUAAAUUGCUAGGUUUUGAGCAGAUACUGGCUGAUUGGGGUGUUGGGGGUGGAGGGGAAUGACUUAUGCGUAUCCUUGAGUGUUAUUUAAAUGUCCUUGUAUGAGCAUGAAAUAUGCUUUCUAAAGUAAAUUACACUUCAUUCCUCAACUUAUAAAACUCUUCACACAUCAUGACCAAAUCACGUGUUAAGACCAGACUGACACGUGGGUUACAAGUAAUGGACCUGCUCGUCAUAGUUGCAAAGUCAUGGUUUCCCUUUGGGUUUACUCUGGUAUUGUCCAUUCUUGGGGUGUUGGACACGUGUAAUGACCUGUGUCCAUCAUGAGAAUAUCAUACAGAGGAUUUUCACUGCCCAUAGUGUCUUCUGUGCUCCAAGGAUUCAAAAGCAAAAAGGAACCAGUGGAAUCACAUCAGACUAAAAAGCUACAUAGUGAAGGAAGCUAUCCUUAAAAUGAAAAGACAAUAUCAAAUUGGAGAAACUAUUUGUACAUCAUCAAUCCAAUAAGGAUUUAAUAUCCAAGAUCUACAAAGAACUCCAAAACAAGAAAACACCUCAAAACAGAGGAGAGGAGCUAAAUAGGUACUUUUCUAAAAAAGAUACACAUGUGGCCAAUAGAUAUAUGGAUACAAGUUUAUCAUCAUGUGCUGUCAGAAAAAUGCCAAUUCAAACCACAAUGAAGGCCUCCCCUGGUGGCGCAGCGGUUGAGCACUGGGCUGCGAAGCUGCCAGCAGCCUCUGCAAGCCAGUUUGAUCCCCGGCCGCAGGCGAGGGUCCCACAUGGUGCAACAGACCUCACCUGCCCCUCCUGCUGCUCCCCUCAGCAGUGUAUUUCUUCGACAGCCUGCCUGUUCUGUUCCCUGCUCUGGCUUUGGUGAAUUCUCUCACCCUCCUGCGCUUCUUACUGUACCCAGUGCU